Molecule: messenger RNA, 705 nt
Organism: Phytophthora megakarya
Lineage: Eukaryota; Oomycota; Peronosporomycetes; Peronosporales; Peronosporaceae
Source: the annotation of a GenBank genome assembly
UACCAAGUCCUGGUCACUCUGAACAGACUAGACGAAAUCUUGAUUCCGAAGACCGAGAACCCUGUGGUGCGAGUUGCAGCGGUCACUACCCGAGCUUCUCGAAUCUCCCGCGGGGGUCAUGCAAGAGGACUUGAUCGGGGAGAUGCGGGUCGAUCGGAUCAAAGGGCUCAGGAGGAGGAGGUCUGGAUUACAGGCAUGAAGAAGUAUCUGUGUGGCGCGAUUGCAGACCUCACGCAAACAGAAGCAAGGUCGUACGGCAAGAUCGCUGCCGGCUAUGAGGUGGACGAACAGGAUCUACUCUUCUACUGGCCUCCAACGCCGAGAUCGGGGGAGAAUCACGAUCGAUUGGUAGUUCCCGAGACGCUGCAACCGGACGUCUUACAUCAUUAUCACACUACGUUAGAAGAAGGACAUCAGGGAGUGGGGCAUACCUAUCAGCAGAUCAGGGACCACUUCCACUGGAGAGAACUAUAUCGGAGCGUUCAGCAAUACGGGAAUACGGAGUUUUUGAUCUGGAUCGAUCUGUUCACAGGAUACGUGAUUGCGAAAGCUAGCUCGUCCCGGUCGGCUCAGACGGGCGCGGAAUCAUACGAAGAAUGUGUAUUUCGGCGAUUCGGUGCCUGUGAGAUGAUCCGGCAUGAUCGAGAACCCGGCGUCAUGUCCGACUUCUUCCGGGCGUUUAAUAAGAUCCUGGAACAGCGGUAG